This is a messenger RNA of Mucor velutinosus, 927 nucleotides long. Its product is annotated as t-SNARE coiled-coil homology domain-containing protein. The transcript is spliced from 2 exons. The coding region runs from base 1 to 927 and encodes 308 amino acids. The record is from RefSeq and is a predicted model, not a curated record. Gene Ontology annotation, molecular function: peroxidase activity. Lineage: Eukaryota; Fungi; Mucoromycota; Mucoromycetes; Mucorales; Mucoraceae.
AUGUCUAAAAAGAACAAAACCUUACUCCCGAAAGCUCCUCCUCAAAAGAAGUUUAAAUCCACUGCAUCCACCAUCAUUUCUGUGGUACUUGGCCUCAUUGCGGCCUAUCUGGUGUCUGCCAUCAUCCGCAUUGAAAUCAAUGGCAGACGAGGACUCAAGUCUACAGCUGAAUGGAAAGAGUUAAUAAAGGAACAUCCCUAUCAACGAAGAGACACUGAUCUCCGUUCUCCUUGUCCCAUGUUGAACACACUUGCCAAUCACGGAUUUAUCGCCCGAGAUGGCCGCAAUAUCAAGUCCGAGGAGCUGUUUGAUGCUCUCAUGUUGAUGGGUGCACCUCCAACAGUUACUGUCCUCAUUCUCAACUUUGUCUACUUUCAAUUACAAGAAGCCAACCCUCAAGACUCGCUGUUUGCGCAAUUCAAGCCUCUUGAAACAUUGGAUCUGGAUAGACUCACCGUAUUUGGCGUUUUGGAACAUGAUGUAUCACUCACAAGACCUGAUUCUACUCUGCUGGGACACUUGGAUACAUCUCAUGUCGUACCUGAAUAUGUAGAGAGAAUGAUCAGACUAGCUGAGACCAAGAACCAAGGCGAAUUGAAGGGAACAUUUACUCGUGAAAAUGAGAAUGAUGCUCGCAAGUUGAGAUGGAUGGAGUCUAUUCGAGAUAACAGACACAUGCAUUUGAAUUUCUUCUCACAGUUUGCCUCCAGUACAGAAUGCUCCUUGCUGCUGGAUAUUAUCGGUCGUGAUGGAAGCAUUAGCUUACCUCAUUUAAAAUCGUUCCUAUUGAAUGAAUCCUUCCCAGAGGACUGGCAUCCUCGAGAAACCACCUAUACAAUGAAGGAGCUUGCUACUAAGCCUAUGAUCUGCUGGCAUGGACUUCGUAAAAGUCAAGUGUCUUUGGAUUUAAUCAAUGAGCUUGCAUGA